GGCAGGAAGGGCUCAGCAGAACCCUCAGCCAUGGAGAAAUCCCGGCCGCUGUGGGACAACCCCCUGCAGUUUGUGUUUGCCUGCAUCUCCUACGCUGUGGGGCUGGGAAACGUCUGGAGGUUUCCAUACCUGUGCCAGAUGUAUGGAGGAGGUGGCUUUUUGAUCCCAUAUAUCAUCAUGCUGAUUGUGGAGGGGAUGCCACUGCUUUACCUGGAGCUGGCCGUGGGGCAGCGCAUGCGGCAGGGCAGCAUCGGCGCCUGGAAAAUAAUAAGCCCCUACCUCUGUGGUGUGGGUGUUGCCAGUGUCAUCGUCUCCUUCUUCCUCUCCAUGUACUACAAUGUGAUCAAUGCCUGGGCCUUCUGGUACCUCUUCCACUCCUUCCAGGACCCCCUGCCAUGGGCCACCUGCCCCCUGAACAGCAACCGCACGGGCUACGAGGAGGAGUGCGAGCAGACGACCCCCACGCAGUACUUCUGGUACCGGCAGACGCUCAACAUCUCGGAGGCGCUGGAGACGAGCGGGGGCGUGCAGUGGGAGCAGGCGCUGUGCCUCACGCUGGCCUGGCUCGUGGUUUACCUCUGCAUCCUCCGCGGCACCGCCGCCACCGGCAAGGUCGUCUACGUCACGGCUUCGUUGCCAUACUGUGUCCUCAUUAUAUACCUCAUCAGAGGUUUAACGCUUCAUGGGGCCGUGAACGGGCUCAUCUACAUGUUCACACCAAAGCUGGAGCAGCUGUCGAACCCCAAGACGUGGAUCAGCGCCGCCACGCAGAUCUUCUUCUCGCUGGGGCUGGGCUUCGGCAGCCUCAUCGCCUUCGCCAGCUACAACGAGCCCAGCAACAACUGCCAGCGGCACGCCGUGGUCGUCUCGCUCAUCAACAGCACCACCUCCAUCUUCUCCAGCAUCGUCACCUUCUCCAUCUACGGCUUCAAAGCCACCUUUAACUACGAAAGCUGCCUAAACAAGGUGAUCCUGCUGCUGAUGAACACUUUUGACCUGGAGGAAGGCUCUUUAACAGCUGACAACCUCAGUGAGAUGAAGGAGUACCUGCUGGCCAGGCACCCGCAGGAGUACACCCAGCUGUCCCCACAGCUCAAGAACUGCAGCCUGGAGGCUGAACUGGACACGGCUGUGCAGGGGACGGGACUGGCAUUUAUCGUCUAUUCUGAAGCCAUCAAGAACAUGGAGGUGCCGCAGCUGUACUCGGUGCUGUACUUCGCCAUGCUGCUGAUGCUGGGCAUCGGGAGCAUGCUGGGCAACACCGCCGCCAUCCUCACGCCGCUCACCGACACCAAGGCCCUCGCUGCCCGCUUCCCCAAGGAGGUCAUCGCAGGCUCUGUGUGCUUCAUUAACUGUGUGAUUGGCCUCAUCUUCACCACGAAGGCUGGAAAUUACUGGUUUGACAUCUUCAAUGACUAUGCGGCCACCCUCUCACUGCUCCUCAUCGUGCUGGUAGAAACCAUUGCCGUGUGCUACAUCUACGGGAUCAGAAGAUUUGAGAAAGACCUUCACACCAUGAUUGGACACAAGCCCAACUUGUACUGGAAAAUUAUGUGGGCUUUUGCUAGCCCUUUGCUAAUUGUAAGCCUAUUUGUGUUUUACCUCACGGACUAUAUCCUCACAGGAACGCUGCAAUACCAAGCAUGGGAUGCCACACAGGGGCAGCUGGUGACAAAGGAUUACCCAGGCUAUGCCCUGGCAGUGAUCGGGCUGCUGGUGGCCUCCUCCACGCUGUGCAUACCCCUGGGGGCACUACUCACUUUCGUAAGGAAGAGGCUGAGGAGGGACGACGUUUCGACGGUUGCAUGACAGGUGUCAGCUGGAUUUGGGAGCACCUUACCCUGCCAUCUCUAACGGGGCACUUCUGCAAAACAGCAGCAACCAUCAUUUGUAGCAGCUAUUCAUAGAGUUGAGAAGCGUGGGUGCUAUAUUGACCAAAACAAGUGUUCACAGGAGGUUACAGGAUGGUUUGGAAGGAAACAAAAAGCUCUUCUGUGACCAGAUGAAGCUUUAAAAUGGUCUCUGUAAGAGAGGGAAAACCAGAAGAGCAGCUCACAAAAUGCUAGCUAACAUCAGUUAACCAGUGUAUCAACCCAUUGCACAACCUUAGGCAAUUCUUUUCUGCUCUGCUGUAGCACUGCUGCUGUGGAAACAUGAGCCAGCAGCCCAGCAUGUUCCUGCACCAAGUGCCAGCACCUCCCCUUACUGCUCCUGCGAGCCACGCUUCAGCACACAGGCUAUUUGAAAUGGCAUUUGUAUUCCAGCGACAGACGACACUGCUGAGGUCUUGCCACACCAGUGUGAUAAUCCCUUUCCUACAAGGGAAAAGGUAGUGGGAUGGUAUUCAAGGUAAAUGUGGCCAACACUGCUGCCUUUCUACUGCUGUCCAGCAAAGCAGCUUUUACAUACACGUAGAUUUACACACACACACACAUAUAUAUAUACACACAUAUGUACACGCACCGAGCUGCAAAAGUUCCCUCACCUUGAGAAGAAGGAAACUUCCAUCUCCAGCAUGUAAUUGUGCACUGUGCUGGACUUGGUAUUUCCUAGGGAUGCACUUUGAGUACAACAGCAGAAAUCUAUGGUAAAGCUGCUUUACAAGCUCCACCCAAACAAAAGCACGCCAUGUAACUAGCUGUGACAAAGUUCAUAUCCAGGUAGACUUUAGUCAUGAGAUGUAACAAUCCAGCAGUUCCACAGAACUGGUUCUUUUCCCUAUAUGAACGUUUUAUAAAGAAUGCAACAUGUUUAAAUUGUAAGCUUCAUCUAAUAGAAAACAGUAAAAUUCUAUCUGUGAACUUCAAAGAGGUCACUCUGAAGAACAUGAGAGACACAUUAUGGCUUCUUACUGUCUUGUCUUCAUAACCAUUAGAAAAUGUUAAGUGCCUUGUAAAAGAGGGAUUCAUUUCAAACAAACAUUGUUAAAGCACAAGUCACUUCCUUACUUACCCUGGCACAAAAACAAGCAAGAGGCAACUGUACACCUUCAGGGUAGGUAAACCCCAACCACCACCACAGCCUUUGUCUGCAACAGCCUCUAGCACUAGGAUAUGCGCUUCCCUCCCCAGCCUUGACUAACAAACACAGGAAAGACAACUGUUUGACAUCUCCGUUUAUUAAAAAUGGAUACCAUAAACAAGACCUGUACAAAACCCAUCCGAAGCUGCCCAGCACGGGGCAGCGCUGCUGCGGGGAGCAGUUACCGUCUGGGGCCCCCUCUUCCUCUGCCACGACCUCGGCCUCUCCCACGGCCUCUGCCACGGCCUCUUCCAGCAACUUUGCAGAUGAAACAGAAAGGAGAAACCCAAGUGAGACACCCAGGAACAUGAUCACUUUGAUUAAAACACAUUCAGCAUCCCUCACCCACUGCUUCUCCCCGUGACCAGACACUCGAGGCCACUCACACAAGUUUCAGGCAGUGUUUUUGUCUUCCAUGGAAGGUUUUUCCUGUAACUUCCACAGAUGCCCGUUUGGCAUCGCUGCACAAAAUAAGGGGAUGCAACAGUUGGCUGCUCCCAAAUGUUAGGGGUAAGUCUGGCAGAGAACUAUGAUUCCUCUUCUCUUUCCAUUUUUUGGAUAAAACCUAGUUUU
Messenger RNA from Colius striatus (speckled mousebird), 3594 nucleotides. It is a transcript of the gene SLC6A20, whose product is annotated as solute carrier family 6 member 20. The transcript is spliced from 11 exons. Gene Ontology annotation, biological process: sodium ion transmembrane transport. The record is from RefSeq and is a predicted model, not a curated record. The coding region runs from base 31 to 1809 and encodes 592 amino acids. Gene Ontology annotation, molecular function: L-proline transmembrane transporter activity. Gene Ontology annotation, cellular component: plasma membrane. NCBI's taxonomy places the organism in Eukaryota, Metazoa, Chordata, Aves, Coliiformes, Coliidae.